This is a messenger RNA of Daktulosphaira vitifoliae (grape phylloxera), 775 nucleotides long. RefSeq names its product mitochondrial pyruvate carrier 1 (gene Mpc1). The transcript has 3 exons. NCBI's taxonomy places the organism in Eukaryota, Metazoa, Arthropoda, Insecta, Hemiptera, Phylloxeridae. Gene Ontology annotation, cellular component: mitochondrial inner membrane. Gene Ontology annotation, biological process: pyruvate import into mitochondria. The record is from RefSeq and is a predicted model, not a curated record. The coding region runs from base 214 to 552 and encodes 112 amino acids.
AUUCUGAUUUGAAUUUGUUGAUUUUAAUGGCUAUAUUAAUAUAUACGUAUGAAUAAACGACCUCUAAAAUGUUAUUCAACUCGUCUAUGACAUAAUGAAUUUCACCGCUUUUUUAAGUUCCUGCCAAGUAGGUAAUUAAAGUAUUGAAAUUUUUUUAUUACAGUUACAUUCCAUUUAAUCGUUACCUUAUAUAAAAAAAUAUAUAUUAGUAAAAUGGCGAAUCUAGGAAAAAAACUUUUCGAACAAUUGCAAAGUAAAGAAUUUCGAACGUAUUUAAUGAGUACGCAUUUUUGGGGUCCAGUAGCUAAUUGGGGUAUUCCAAUAGCGGCUUUAGCUGAUAUUAGAAAAGAACCUGACAUGAUAAGUGGUAAAAUGACUGGAGCCCUAUGCCUGUAUUCAAUGGUUUUUAUGAGAUUUGCUUGGCAAGUGCAACCUAGAAAUUUGUUAUUAUUUGCGUGCCAUGCUACAAAUGAAGUUGCUCAAUUAAUUCAGUAUGGAAGAUUUAUUAAUUAUAAUUAUUUACAUGACAAAAAAAAGAAUUCAGCGGAUUAAAUAAAUGGUCAAUAGUAGCUCAGUAUUUUGUUGUUUUUUAAAAGAUGCUCGGUAAUAUAAAAUUUUUUUUUAAGGUAGAUAAGUUGUUUGUUUUUAUCCCAAAUAUAAAUUGUAAUGAACACUUAUGGUUUAAUUAUUAUUGUUAUAGUUAUUGAAUGACUUGAUUAUAAUAAUCGAUUGAUUUGUGUAUAAAAAUAAAAUAUUUGAUUAGUCAAUAAUGCAA